Messenger RNA from Capsella rubella, 1532 nucleotides. RefSeq lists its product as uncharacterized. The transcript has 4 exons. The record is from RefSeq and is a predicted model, not a curated record. Lineage: Eukaryota; Viridiplantae; Streptophyta; Magnoliopsida; Brassicales; Brassicaceae. The coding region runs from base 32 to 1387 and encodes 451 amino acids.
UGAAAACGAUGAUUCCGACGACGAGACACCAAUGCAGCCGUUAAGAAUGUACUUCCCACCGAGUCAGUACAACAAGAAGAUAAAGCUAUCGACAAGGUGCCAUAUCCAUGAAACUUUGUCUCUACUAGAUAAAGGGUUGGAUAUUCCUAUGACGAAGAGCGAGAAGGAGUGGUUUGAAGACCAUAUGCAGUUCAAGCACAUAUUCCACUUGAAAAAGGACCCAAACCACAAGGUUAUGGGAAUGUGGAUGCUCCUUCUUCGUACGGCUUGCAUAGAGAAAAAGAAGAAAGUUUGGUUCGUGGUAAACGGUGUCCCAAUCCGGUAUGGAUUGAGAGAGCAUGCUUUAAUGUCGGGUUUGGAUUGUCGGGCCUAUCCGGAGGGUUACAUGAACGCGGAAAGUGAAAGGUUCAAGAGGAAGCACUUCAGGGACCUUAGGAGGGUAAGAUUGGAAGACGUCAAGGAAAAACUACAGACGAUGGUUCCGGAUCGUACUCAUGACAGGUUGAAGAUGAUGAUACUCUACUUUUUAGUGAGUAUCCUUGUCGGGGACACCAAGAACUCGGGGAAGUUAGCGACGCCCAUAGAUAGCCUAUGUCUACGAGCGGUUAACGAUCUGCAGUUUUGUGCUACCUUUCCUUGGGGAAGGUACUCGUUUGAGCACAUGCUCAAGUCCAUCUCGCACACUAUGCGCCAUUUUGAUGGGGUGGUGGAGAAAGAAGGAGCAAUUUGGCCGGUUCCGGGAUUUUGUAUCCCGAUGGAGUUAUUGGCUUUUGAGGCGAUUCCUUCACUCGGUAAUGAAUUCAUUGAAUUUAGGCCAGACGCGGACAUAGAGUGUCCCCGGAUGUGUAGGAGGAAAUUCAAGCAAGGGGCGAUGAAAGGGUUUCCUCUCAAGAAGCUAAAUGACGUUCUCGGUCAAACUAAGGAUAUUGUCUCUAUCAUAGAAUGUACCGAUGAAGAAUCUGUACUGUUGGAAGAAAUCAUCGACGAAGGUCACGAAGAUGAUGAUGUGCAUGAUGUUGUGGUUGAGAGUUGGAUGAAUCUCAUUUCGAAAGGUAAGGGUGUGUUUUUCGAAGAGAUGUUCGAUGAAGAUGUGGUGGCCCGGUCAGAAAACGAAGAUACCCUUCCUACACCGAGAAUAGCCUUCAAUACUCUAGAGGCUCAGCUCAACACCCUCCAAGAAGAAGUGAGUUCGAAGUUUGUUAUCAUUUUCGAGAAGUUAGAUGGACUUGAGAAACGGUUUAAUGAAUUGGAAGCUUCCGUGAAGAGAACGGAAGAAGAUGAAGAAACAGCGGGGGAGCAAAAGAAGACGAAGAAGAAGAAAGGUGAAAAACGACCAGCCCCCCUAGAACCCGGUUCAAGACCGAAGACAAGAUCGAAGAAAAACUAAAUGUGGUUGUGGUGAUGGUUGUGAAGAUGGUUGUGAACUUGGUUAUGUUAUUUGUUUUAUUAUUGUGUUUUUGGUUGUGUAAACUUAACUUAUUUUCAGGAUUUGGUAUUAGUAGAAUUACCUAGUACGAUUUCAGAUUUUCCAA